AAGAAAACGUAAAGCUAAAGCAAACACUCUCCAAGCGGACCAAGCCUAUAGCGAAGCGUCACUACACAUUCCAACUCUUUCAAAUCUUCUGAGUCUCCCAUCAAAAUACGAGAGAAAACAUAAAAAAAAAAGAAAAGAAAAAGUUAAAAGAAAUCCUAGUUUAAAGAUCCGAUCGUCGUCAUCUUCACUCCUCUGGAUCUUCAACACCCAAAACAAAACUAAAGCAAAAAAAAAAAUUCCAAAUUUGGAAACUUUCCAUCUCACUUCUGUUUCAAGAUUUUGUUCUUGCCCAAAGAUGAAAGACAGAGGAAAGAGAACAGCAACGGAGAGAAGAAACGACGACGUGUCGUUAUAUUACAGCACACCGUCAGAAUUCUCUUGCAGGAAACAUCCAUCUGUUUCCCCUGUCGGAAUCUGCCCGUACUGUCUCAACGACCGUUUAGUAAGCCUCGUGUGCUCCCAAUGCGGAGAACAGAGACUCUCUUCUUGCUCUUGCUCCGACAUCUCUCCUAACCACGCCGCCGCGGAAGCCGGAAACGUUAGGAUCUCUUCACUCAUCGACGAAGAGACGACGAAACAGAGGAAGAAGACGACGAAACAGAGUCGAAAAACAGAGGAAGCUGUGGUGUUCAAGAGGAGUAGUAGCAGCUGCGUUGAGAUCAGUAAGAGGAAGCAUCACAGGUUCUCGAGGAUCGGGAGGUUCUUGAGGAAGAUGAAUCCAAGAAAGGACAGAGCUUUCGAUGAGAACAACAACAACAACGAGAACGAGAACGAUACUUGGCGUUUGGAUUAUAACAACAACGACGGCAAGACACUGAGGGUUUCGAGGUCGAGGUCGCUCUGUAGCUUCCGAGGAGGAGGAAACGGGUACUUAAUCGGGUCGGAGGAAGACGUGUCGUCUUUUUCCGGCGCGAGGAGCUCGUUCUCCGCCGCGAGAAGCUCUAGCGUCUUCGACGCGACGACGGAGCAUCGGAGGAGCAACUUCGAAGGGAGGAAGAGUAAUUUCAGCGAGACGACGGAGACGCGGAGGAGUAACUUCAGCGAAUCGGAGCCGCCGCGGAGGAGCUGCUUCGAGGCGAGGAAGAGUAACUUCAGCGAAACAGAGUAUCCACGGAGGAGUAACUUCAGCGAAACAGAGCAUAAACAGAGUAUAAAUAAUAAUCAUCCGCGGAGGAGCAACUACGAAGCAGCGGCGCCGAGGAAGAGCAAUGUCAACGAGGAGCAGCAUCGGAAAAGUGACUCGUCGGCGGCGAUGGGUUUCACGAGGAGGGUUUUGUCGAUGAAAGAGAGUUACUUUACAGGAGGAGAAGAGACUGGUUUCAUUGAUCUCAAGUUCGAUUCCUCUGGAGGAGGAGUAGGAGGAGAAGUGGUGUUAAACGACAGCGUUUUGCAGCAUGGAGGAGGAGGGUCUUGCCGGUUAACGACCAAGGGUAGGGAGGUGAGUAAGAGUCGAAGGAGCUUCAAAGGAUGGAAAUGGAUUUUCGGACCUCAUCAUCAUCUUCAUAAUCAUCAAAGGGAAUCAUGAUUCAUGAUGAUAAUGAUAGAGAUGAUUUUUUUAUGGGAUCCAGUAAGGAGCAAGCAAUGGAGUUACGGUGUUGUGUGAUCCAGAUCCGAUGUCAAUCUUAGUCAAAAAGCUUUUAUUUUCUUUCUCUUUUUUCUCUAGUGAUUUAUCAUUUUGUUUUGUUGAAUAUAUAUGUCGACGCAUCGGACUG
Messenger RNA from Raphanus sativus (radish), 1712 nucleotides. RefSeq lists its product as uncharacterized. The record is from RefSeq and is a predicted model, not a curated record. NCBI's taxonomy places the organism in Eukaryota, Viridiplantae, Streptophyta, Magnoliopsida, Brassicales, Brassicaceae. The transcript has a single exon. Bases 296 to 1525 code for a protein of 409 amino acids.